AUGGCCAACAAUUCUUCCAGCGCUGUAAAUGUUGGGGACGUAGGCAUUUUGGCGUACUGUGUCAGCAUGGAGACCGGGAUGUAUAUCUGGGGGAUUGGUUCGAUCAUUUGCUGCGCGGCGGGCCUUCCCGCAAAUUUCGUCAUCCUGUGGGAGAUGUUCAAGGCCUACAGGGACGGAGCUGCUUUAACGUCCUACAAUCUGUUCCUGUUGAACCUGUCAUCCAUGGACACCGUCUUCUUGCUUUUCCUACCGGUUGCCAUUAUCAAUCACUUCAAAUUAAAUAUCUGGUUAUUGAACGCCUUCUCCAGCGCGACAUACACCUUGAACAUUUGCGGCCGGCCCCUCCUGAUGGCGUGCAUUUGCCUGGAUUUGUAUGUGGCCGUGGUUCACCCCAUUUUCUACCGCAGGAUGAAGAGUCUGACUCCCAGGGCGGUUGGGGUGGCCGUGGUCUGGUUCGUGACCUUAAUCACGGCCGGCUUUUACUUUUCCUUCAACGAGUUGUACUUCACCUUGUUUUCCACGUUGUACUUCAUCGCCGCCAUGGUGAUCAUCGGCAUCUGCGACGCGUUCAUCCUGUACGUGUUGAUCGCGUCGGGCAGGAGCGGCAGGGGCGUCCACCCGCAGAAGCAGAGAGCCAUUCACACGCUCACCAACAGCUUGGUGAUGACGUUCAUCUCCUACUUUCCUCCUGUGGUUCUCUUCAUAUUUGGCCUCCACUUGAUGUCGGACAGCCGUGUCUUCAUAUGCACCGUCGGAUUGCCGAUCACCCUGACUUCCACGUGGGGCUCUGCAGUCAUGCCCAUGCUCCAUUUAAAUGAUCUUGGCAAAUUCAAUUGUCUCUGGGUUAGAUGCGCUCAGUAA
Phycodurus eques (leafy seadragon) is the source of this 861-nucleotide messenger RNA. RefSeq names its product proteinase-activated receptor 3-like. The record is from RefSeq and is a predicted model, not a curated record. The coding region runs from base 1 to 861 and encodes 286 amino acids. NCBI's taxonomy places the organism in Eukaryota, Metazoa, Chordata, Actinopteri, Syngnathiformes, Syngnathidae. Gene Ontology annotation, biological process: positive regulation of Rho protein signal transduction; phospholipase C-activating G protein-coupled receptor signaling pathway. Gene Ontology annotation, molecular function: G protein-coupled receptor activity. The transcript has a single exon. Gene Ontology annotation, cellular component: membrane.